AUGGCUCCAACCCCAGGACUGACCGGUUCACAGAGACCUGUUUUAUCUCGUGCAAGUAGUCACCUUUCUUCAGCAUCUGAAACCGAAUUAGACGAUCGGUACGCGGCAAUAAUCAACCGUGCUAGCCCAGACAAUACCGGCGGAGUAUAUCGAGGCGUUCAGCAAAAUCCGCCGACGAGAAAGCUCACCCGAAAACGCUCGCUUCUUAGCUUGACGAAUCGAAUCACCUCCAACGUGUCUUCAAAUAAUCAACAGCCGUUGCCGGAUGGCCCGAGGUCAUCGUCGCCUACAUCCAGGCCGCAGCCUGCGAGGAAGCUGAGCCUUAAGCACAGCCUUGAAAAGCCGCUGCCGCAGACACCACCCGAAUCGAGCUCUGCCACGCCGUCUCCAGCUGGCAGAGACGAUUUCGGAGAGAGCUCCCAGCCGCGAAGGACUGAGUCCCGUAUGGACGGCCGUGCAAGCACGAUGGACUCGGUUGGCUCCUCGGCCGCUGGCCAAAUAUAUUCUGCACAGGAUCAAUAUGGCCAGGACAUUAACAGCAGCAUGAGCAGUUUAGCGAGCUCCUCAAAACAAGACAUAAACGAGGACAAUAGAGACGGGUUAACCCCAAGAAGUAAUGGUCCGACCCCAACAACUCCAUCGCCAGGUAUGGGUCAAGGUGGAAGGUCAACAGCAACACCGGCGGCCACGGCGGCUGCUGGAACUGCUGCACCAGGAUCUUCGACACAUUUAUCGGGGUUAAUGUGUAAUGUGCAUCGCACCACCGGCCGAGAACCUCCUCCUCUUGUAGGAGCGACCACUACCAUCCUCGGAGACAAACUGUACGUCUUUGGAGGACGAAUCCUGUCCCGAAGUCGACCUGCACCUUUGACGGCCGAUCUCUAUGAGUUGGAUCUGAUCUCCCGCCACUGGACGAGGCUGGAAACUGGAGGAGAUGUACCGCCGCCUCGAUACUUCCAUUCCAUGUGUGGCCUUGGCGACACCAAGAUGGUCUGUUAUGGUGGCAUGUCUCCGGCUUCAAGUCCGGCUCAAACAGCUUCAACAGCAGAUCAGCAACAGCAACCUGAGGUUUCUGUAAUGUCUGACAUAUAUAUUUAUGACGUCGAGACCAGAAUAUGGACGUACUUGCCAGCUCAGGACGCACCACAAGGCCGAUAUGCUCAUUGUGCCUGCAUCUUGCCCUCAGCAGCCUCCUUUUCCUCGAGUCGGGCUCCGCUGGCCGCCUUGCAGCACAACCCAUCUUCUUCAAAUCCCAACGAAGGCAGAAUCGGCAUUAACAUUGACGGAUCUGGAGGUGCCGAAAUGGUGAUUGUGGGCGGCCAGGAUGGAGCCAACCAUUACAUCGAGCAGAUCAGUGUUUUCAACCUACGCAGCCUCAAAUGGACGUCGACGCAACCCUUAGGGAAAAGCUGCGGUGCAUAUCGCAGCGUGGCUGCCCCUCUGCCUCCUUCUGUAACCGCCAAAGUCGGUAAAGCGUAUCCGAACGGCUCGCAACGAGUUGACGGCACGGGCAUCGGCCCAGAGUCUCGCGAAACUGGUUCAUCCAUGCUUAUCUAUUCAAACUAUAACUUUCUUGACGUGAAACUUGAGUUGCAGAUUCGAUCCUCAGAUGGAACCUUGGUGGAAAAGCCCAUGUCGGGGACCUACUCUCCGCCAGGCUUGCGAUUCCCCAAUGGUGGUGUGAUUGACACGCAUUUCGUCGUGAGCGGAACGUACCUGACUUCAUCGAAGCAAGAAUAUGCGCUCUGGGCGCUGGACCUACGGACGCUAACAUGGAGCCGCAUCGACGCUGGCGGUAGCGUAUUUAGUCAGGGAAGUUGGAAUCGAGGAGUUUUGUGGAACCGACGAAAUACGUUUGUAAUUCUGGGCAAUCGAAAGCGAAGUCUUGUCGACGACUAUAACCACCGCCGAAUCAACUUUUCGAACGUCUGCAUGGUAGAGUUGGAGGCAUUUGGAUUUUACGAUAACCCUCGGAAGACUAGUCCCAUGUCUGGAUUCAUAUCGGCAAGCAGUCCGUAUUCUGGACCAAACCUCAGCCUCACACGAAAAGCAGGAUAUACCGCUGGUGGUCGUUUUCAUUCGAGAGCCAGCGAGGAGUUGGGAGAGAAGGCGCUGGCUAUGCGCGAGCUGGCUGACAUGGAUAUUCUAUGCAUCGGUGGGGAAAGGAUACCAGUCAAUUCUCGCAUAGUUUCUCGCAGAUGGGGACCUUAUUUUGUUCAGCUUUUACGGGAAGGUACAGCCACUCAGGACGGAAGUGAUUCGGUCACACUUCGAUCAGGAUUAUCGAGCAAUCCUCUUCGUGCUUCAGCAUUGACCAUAACGCCAAAUUCUCAGGAUCUAACACAGGCCCCCGGCUCAUCCAGCGGCACCAGCAUGCUUUCGUCAUCGACUGCCGGACUAAGCUCGGCCACAACAGCUGGAGCAAUGGGCUCUUCUGCGGCUAUGGCGGGCGUAACUGGACACGGUGAUGAUAUCAGCCCUCCGGCCGUAAAUGCAGCUCCAACUCCUAGGUCUCUGCCGCCAAAUGCAAGGCCACGAUGCCUGUACCUCCCUCAUACCUAUCUGACGGUACAGGCACUGUUACACUUCCUCUACACGAGCUCCCUACCGCCUCCAUCAUCGCCGCUUUGCACCCCACAGAUUUUGUGCUCUCUCCUUCAAAUUGCUCGACCUUAUCGCGUUGAUGGAUUACUGGAAGCCGUGGUUGAGCGUCUGCAUGGAUUGUUGGACAGUCGAAAUGCCGCCGCCGUGUUCAAUGCCACAGCUAUGGCUGCUGGUGGUGGGCGCGGUAUCGACGGGUCCCUGAAUCCCAACUUUUUCGUGGGCAGCUCUGAUCCCGUUGGAUCCCCGACUUCGGUCUCGGACUUUUCGCUGGGCGGCACGACUGCCAACAAUUCUUCUGCCACCGACUUGGCUACAGCAACGUCCGGUCUCAGCUUAAACACAGGCGUGCAGAAAACCGGCCGCCCAUUAAGUGGCGAGCUUUCAGCGUCAACCAGCAGAAGCGGCUCCGAAUGGGGAUCGGAAGUUGGCAGCAGCGAUCGCGAUCACAGCUUCAUCUGGAAUGGCGAACUCAGCAGCGUCAUUGGCCUGCAAAAACGUGGCCUGAGAGGGUUGAUGGAAGGACGAAGGAUGCGUGAGAGAACAGGCACUGGUGGUGCGGCGACAUUAGCCCCCGCCGGACCUUCUGCCUAUGGGUCGGCGACUCAAGCUGGUCAAAGUGGCCAACGCGUGGGAUUGGGGAUUGCCGGAUCGUAA
Molecule: messenger RNA, 3258 nt
Organism: Pochonia chlamydosporia 170
Lineage: Eukaryota; Fungi; Ascomycota; Sordariomycetes; Hypocreales; Clavicipitaceae
Product: regulatory protein Ral2
Exons: 1
Coding region: 1-3258 (1085 amino acids)
Biological process (GO): cell redox homeostasis
Cellular component (GO): cytosol; mitochondrion
Molecular function (GO): protein binding
Source: RefSeq, a predicted model, not a curated record